Messenger RNA from Debaryomyces fabryi, 504 nucleotides. Its product is annotated as glutathione peroxidase. Bases 1 to 504 code for a protein of 167 amino acids. The record is from RefSeq and is a predicted model, not a curated record. Gene Ontology annotation, biological process: response to oxidative stress. Lineage: Eukaryota; Fungi; Ascomycota; Pichiomycetes; Serinales; Debaryomycetaceae. The transcript has a single exon. Gene Ontology annotation, molecular function: glutathione peroxidase activity.
AUGGGCGCAACGAUCUACGACUUCAAGCCAUUGGAUGCUUAUGGAGGGGUUUAUGAUUUCAGUCAAUUGAAGGGGAAGGUGGUGGUAAUUGUAAAUGUAGCCAGUCUCUGCGGAUUUACACUGCAGUACAAGGAUUUGGAGUAUUUGUACAAAAAGUACAAGGAAAGAGGAUUAGUUGUGCUUGGAUUCCCCUGUAAUCAAUUUGGGAAUCAGGAACCAUUCACAGGGCAGCAGAUUUUGCAGCUAUGCGAGAACAAGUUUGGAGUGACGUUUCCGAUCAUGGACAAGAUUGAAGUCAAUGGGGAUAGAGAGGAACCGCUUUAUGGGUAUUUAAAGAAUGAACGAAAGACUUCACUUGGGUUUAAAGGGAUUAAAUGGAAUUUCGAGAAAUUUUUGAUAAGCAGGAGUGGAAAGGUAGUUGAACGUUUCGAUCCUCUGGUAGUUCCACUAAACUUUGAGAAGAUGAUUGUAGAGUUACUAGAAGAAGGUCACAAAGCGAUGUAG